Molecule: messenger RNA, 1583 nt
Organism: Lecanosticta acicola
Lineage: Eukaryota; Fungi; Ascomycota; Dothideomycetes; Mycosphaerellales; Mycosphaerellaceae
Source: the annotation of a GenBank genome assembly
AUGACGACUGCCCCCAAUGGACUGGUUCACGCCGCCGACACCCACAAAUUCAGUACGCCAAUACCGCGUUGGAAAACUUCACUUUCACAGGCUGACAAUCCAUAGAGCGCACAAAGCCCGAAGACCAGCGCGAGAACCCGUUCGUAAACCUCAUUCCGAAUCAAGACAUCGCCGUCAUACCCUCCUUCACGCUCGAAUCCGGCGAAGUUCUCCAGAAUGUACCGCUAGCCUACAAGACGUACGGCGAGCUCUCGCCCGAAAGAGACAAUGCUAUGGUUAUAUGCCACGCGCUGACCGGCAGCGCCGAUGUGCAAGACUGGUGGGGACCGUUGCUUGGUGGUCCGGGAGAGGAUGGCAAGGAGGCAAGAGCAUUUGACGUGUCGAGGUUCUUUGUGGUCUGCAUGAACAGCCUCGGCAGCCCGUAUGGGAGCGCCAGUCCGGUCACCGCCAAGGAUGGGAACCCGGAGAAUGACAACUAUGGGCCCGAGUUCCCUCUGACGACUAUCAGAGACGAUGUGAACCUCUUCAAGAUUCUUCUGGACGAUCUUGGGGUGAAGCAGAUCGCGGCGGUCAUUGGCGGGUCUAUGGGUGGCAUGCUCGUACUGGAGUUUGCAUACUUUGGAAACGACUACGUCAAGACCAUCAUACCGAUCGCAACUUCGGCACGAUACAGCGCUUGGGGGAUCAGCUGGGGCGAGGCACAGCGUCAGGCCAUCUACAGCGAUCCGAAAUAUGACGACGGGUACUAUCCCUACGAUGAUCCUCCAUCGAGCGGCUUGGGGACUGCGCGUAUGCAAGCUCUGCUCACUUACCGAAGUCGAGACUCUUUCGAAUCUCGCUUUGGUCGCAACCAUCCCGACCCUACCCAGUCCAAGCAAAACAUCAACUCCCUGCAGAGGCCAGUAACUCCCCAAGGCGAGCACUUUGCGGUACACAACGAAGGCCACAGGAACGUGGGCUCACCGCGACGCCACGCUGCGAAUGGCUCUUCUCCGGAGCAGUCUCAGGAGCUCUGUGUCCAGGAUCCUCAGUUCUCUGGUGCCACCGAGCUCAAGGUGGAUGCUAAGCCACCGACCAACCCUGGUCGAAAGCGGAUUCCGACGUACUAUUCCGCCCAGUCUUACCUGCGAUACCAGGGCGAGAAAUUCAUCAAGCGAUUUGAUGCCAAUUGCUACAUCGCCAUCACACGCAAGUUGGACACGCAUGAUGUUGCUCGAGGUCGUACCGACGAGACCGGGUCGCCCACCCCAGAGCAAGUCCGCGAGGCCCUCGCCCUGAUCGCACAGCCGACGCUCGUGCUUGGGAUCAAGUCUGAUGGACUGUUCACGUACCAGGAGCAGCAGGAGCUUGCGGCUUCCAUUCCGAACAGCGAGCUGAAAACGAUCGAAAGCCUGGAUGGUCACGAUGCCUUUUUGCUGGAAUUCCGACAGGUGAAUACCUUUCUGCGCGACUUCAUGAAGAAGGAGCUCAGCCACAUCAUGUCGCGAGAGCCUGUCAACUGGCCUCGCAAGAAGGAAGAGGCUACUGAAGCCAAGGCGAGCGUGUUUGGCGAGGCUGAAGUGGAUGAUAUCACGGCCUGGUAA